ACCCUGCAGACCCGGAAGCGCAGUGAAGGACACAGGAUUGAAUUCUCAAGACUGAUCUUGUCUGAGAAAGAAGCCCGGAAGAGGAAAGGGAGGAGUCAGGAAUGGCUUUUUGUCAGGGACCCUUGACAUUCAGGGAUGUGGCCGUAGAAUUCUCUCCGGAGGAGUGGGAGUGCCUGGACCCUGCUCAGAGGGCCUUGUACAGGGACGUGAUGGUGGAGAACUACAGGAACCUGGUCUCCCUGGGUGAGGAUAGUUUCCCUCCAGAAGUCGGGAUCUGCCCCAAAAGCUCUGCUAGAUUCAUGAUCAAGGAAUUAUUACCAAAGAAAGAAAAUAACAGAAAAUUAUGCCAACUAGUGGUCUUGGGAAGACAUGAAAGCCAUGGCCUUGAGAAUUUUGACUUCAGGGAAGUUUGGGGAAGUAUGUAUGAAUUUGAGAGUAAGUGUGGAUAUGAAGAAAGAAAUUCCAAAGGAGUGCUUGUGACAGAUACUGUAAAUCUCCCUGGUAGAAAAGAUAAACAAGACAGCAAAUCCUGGAUUAAUUUACCUAUAAAGCAGAGUGUUUCUUUAAGAAAAAGUGCUUAUCAAAAUUUUAAACAAGAGAAGUCAUUAGUAAAAAAUUUGUUAAAAAUAAAAAAUAAUAUAGUCUAUGCAGGAAGUAAGUAUACAAAAUGUUUUGAAAAUAGAAUUGGGUUAAGCUUUCAGUCACAUCUGAUUGAACUGCAGAGACUUCAAACCGAGGAGAAAAUUAAUGAAUGUGAUCAAGUUGAGAAGUCUGUCAAAACUUGUUCUUCAGUUUUGCCACUUCAAAGAUUUCUUCCUAGUGUCAAAACCAACCUUUGUAAUAAAUAUGGAAGGGUUUUUAUGUUUCCUUCAUUGUUCACACAGCACCAGAAAACAAAAAUUAGAGAAAAACCAUACAAAUGUAAUGAGUGUGGAAAGACUUUUAGCCAUCACUCAGUCCUUACUAGUCAUCAGAGAAUUCAUUCUGAGCAGAGACCUUACAAAUGUAAUGAGUGUGGUAAAGCCUUUAAGCAGUUCUCAAACCUCACAAGACAUCAGAGAAUCCAUACGGGGGAGAAACCAUAUAAAUGUAAUAUCUGUGACAAGGUCUUUAAUCAAAAUUCCCACCUUACAAAUCAUUGGAGAAUUCAUACUGGAGAAAAACCAUACAAAUGUCAUGAAUGUGGUAAGGCUUUUAUCAAAUGUUCAGAUCUCUGGCGUCAUGAGAGAAUUCAUACUGGAGAGAAACCUUACAAAUGUAAUGAAUGUGGUAAGGGUUUUACCAAACGUUCAUAUCUUUGGGAUCAUGAGAGAAUUCAUACUGGAGAGAAACCAUACAAAUGUAUUGAAUGUGGCAAGGUUUUUAGGCAGUGGUCUACCCUCAGGAUUCACCGAAGAAUUCACACUGGUGAGAAACCUUAUAAAUGUAAUGAGUGUGGCAAGGCUUUUAAGCAGUGCUCACACCUCACUAAGCAUCAGAAUGUACAUCCUGGAGAGAAGCCACACAAAUGUACUGUGUGCACCAAGGCUUUUAUCCACAUUUCAAGCCUUGUGAAACAUCAGAAAAUCCAUUCUGGAGAAAAACCAUACAAAUGUAAUGAAUGUGGUAAGGCUUUUAUCCAAAGUUCAAGUCUUGUGGAACAUCAGAGAAUUCAUACUGGUGAGAAACCUCACAAAUGUAAUGAGUGUGGCAAAGCCUUUACUGUGCGUUCAAGCCUAACUAAACAUAAAAAAAAACAUACUGGUGAGAAACCUUAUAAAUGUAAUGACUGUAAUAAAACAUAUACACAACUUAUACACCUUACUAGACAUCAGAAAAUACAUACUGAAAAGAAACAUUAUGAAUCUAGUAUAUGUGAUAAUGCUUUUAUUCAAAGCUCAAGCUUGGGGGAUCAUCAGAGAAUUCAUGGAAGAGAGAAACCUUACAAAUGUAAUGAGUGUGGCAAAUCCUUUAACUGGUGUUCACGCCUUACUCGACAUCAGAGAACCCAUACUGGAGAGAAGCCAUAUAAAUGUAAUGUGUGUGGCAAGGCCUUUAGUCAAAAUUCAAACCUUACGAUUCAUCAGAGAAUUCAUACUGGAGAGAAACCUUACAAAUGUAAUGAAUGUGACAAAGCCUUUAAGCAGUAUUCAAGCCUCAUAAGACAUCAGAAUAUACAUCCUGGAGAGAAACCACACAAAUGUGUGUGGUAAGGCUUUUAUCAAAGUUCACACCUUUGGGGUCAUGAGGGAACACAUCCUAGAGAGAAGCCGUACAAAUGUAUUGAAUGUGGCAAGGCCUUUCGACACUGGUCUGACCUCAGGAUUCACCAAAGAAUUCAUGCUGAAGAGGAACCUUAGAAAUGUAAUGAAUGGCAUAAAUCAUUUAACCAUUUUUCACAAUACGCUAUAUAUACGUCAGAGAAUUUUUACUAGGGAGAACUAGUCCAAGAUUA
Molecule: messenger RNA, 2434 nt
Organism: Callorhinus ursinus (northern fur seal)
Lineage: Eukaryota; Metazoa; Chordata; Mammalia; Carnivora; Otariidae
Source: RefSeq, a predicted model, not a curated record